AUGUUCAAAGCAAUUCUGAAGACUGUUAAACAAGAAAAGACUAAAUCUUCUUUGUCUGAAUAGUAGGAUAUUGCCCAGAUACCAAAAAUUGAGGAGAAAUAGUGUUAAACCAAUUUCAAUAGAUAAAUUUUAGAGUAUUUGCCCUAUCAAGUACCCAAUUCAAUUGAAGCAAUAUUCUAUAUCAAAGAAAUUCUCACUCUGCAAUAAUAAGAAUAUUUGAUGAACGAAAUUUAUAAUCAGCCUAAGAGAUGGGUUGACUUACUUCAUUCAAAUAGAAGAGUAUAGAAAUAUGGCGGAGAUGUUAAAGAUGAAGGUCUUAUCAAUGUAGAACUAUUGCCAGACUUUUUAUCUUAAUUAUCAAAUUUAUGCUUUUUAGAUGAUAAUACUCUAAAAAUUAAUCAUGCCCUCAUUAAUGAAUAUGCUCCAGGCAUUGGUAUCCAUCCUCAUUUCGAUGGACCUUUAUACCAUAACUUUGUUAAUAUCUUUAGUAUCAAUAGCACUUGCAUUUUUAAAUUUAAAAAAGAAGAUCAAUCAUUGAAACUUUUUGUAGAACCAGGCAGUCUAUUAAUUUUUACUAAGCAAGCAUACACAGAAUGGCUUCAUGGAAUCAAUUAUCACCACGAUGAUACAAUUUUAAUGAAUAUCAAAUACAAUUAAGUCUGUAAUACAGAUUUAAUUAAUUUCCCUCAAACCUCGCUAUAUCAAAACUUAUAAAAAGUUGAUAAUGUUAUUGAAUAUUUGAAUAGUUAGCCCAAUUAUGAACUAUGUCAAAUUCAAAAUGAUAAUUAAUUCACUCAUUCUUUGAUUAUAAGAAGAUUGCUCAGAGUAUCAAUUACUUUAAGACAUGUACCUUAUAAAAGGAUAUGA
This is a messenger RNA of Paramecium tetraurelia, 867 nucleotides long. RefSeq lists its product as uncharacterized. Lineage: Eukaryota; Ciliophora; Oligohymenophorea; Peniculida; Parameciidae. The transcript is spliced from 2 exons. The record is from RefSeq and is a predicted model, not a curated record.